This is a messenger RNA of Tetrahymena thermophila SB210, 1212 nucleotides long. RefSeq lists its product as hypothetical. NCBI's taxonomy places the organism in Eukaryota, Ciliophora, Oligohymenophorea, Hymenostomatida, Tetrahymenidae. The transcript has 5 exons. The record is from RefSeq and is a predicted model, not a curated record.
AUGUUGUCCUUUUAUUUAAUUGUAUUUUUGAUGAUAAUCUAAUAUUUUAUGCAUUAGAAUUGCAGAACUUUAGCGAAAGAUGAAAUGUUUAAACUAAUUAUUGCAAUAGAGCAAGAUACACUUAAGUUAUAAAACGAAUUAGUAGAAACUUAGAGGUAAUAAGAACACUUCAUGAAAUAGAGAAUUAGGUUUGCAGAAACAUCAAGAAAGUAUUAUAAGUACAAAGAUUACUCAAAAUAAUUAGAAAAAUAAGUUGAAAAUUUACUAAAUUUAAUACCAAAUUAGUAGCCUUCAAUAAAUAUCUAAUCCAACAUAAAUACAUUAAGAGAAUAUAUACAAUUCUGCCAAAAUUAGCAAGACACAAAUUAGUUUUUAAGAUUUAUUAAUUAAUAUUAAGGUUAUUCUCAAUAAGUUUAAGAAAAUAGUGCUAAAUAUUAAAGAAAUUAGUAUGAAAUAUAAUUUAAAAAUACUAACCUAAGUGUAGACAAUAAAUAAAGACACAUUUUAAUUAACAAAGACUAGAUAAAAGAAAAUGAAAUCCAUUAAAUUAAAUAAGAUAAAAUAUUGAUAGUUGAUGGAGGACAAAGUAAUCAAAGCCGCAGUGAUAAUUUAUUUGAUUUAAAAGAGCUUUCUAAAGAGCUGAAUUAACAACAGUUCUUCUUGAAUACAAAUUAAUACACUCAUGAAAGAAUACAAAAUAAUAAUAUCUUUCAUAAAAUAGAAGCCAAUCUACCUACUUAAAAAAUACUAACUCAGUCAUUAAAGCUUGAUGAGCUAGCUUCAACAGUGAAGUAGAUACCUAAAAUAGUCAAGGAAAAUAAUAAUCAACAAAAUGUUUAAAUAAAUAACUUAUAAUAAAAUGAGUAAGGAGUAUUAAAAUUUCAAUUAAAGAAAAGUAACAUAGAAGAAUUAAAUUUAAAUCUUCUGCAGAUUUAAAUUGAUGUAGCCAAAGAGUAAUAUCUAGAAAAAUCAAAAUAAUACAAUGAUUUAAAAUGUUAGGUUCAAAAUUUAGAUUUACUCAAAUAAGAUAUGGAAAAAGUUUGCUCAAAUAAUCUUCACCAAACUUAGAUUUAUGUUUAAUUUUAUAGAAAGUCUCUUGCUUGUAUGAAGUUGGUUGUUUUUAUGAAUUAAAAAAUAACAAAUUAAAUUUUGAGUCACUCAUUUAUAAAAUUAUAAAAAGAGAAUAAUUGUCAAAGCCAUAAAUAAAUUUGA